Messenger RNA from Ruditapes philippinarum (Manila clam), 2451 nucleotides. RefSeq lists its product as uncharacterized. The transcript has 2 exons. The coding region runs from base 1 to 2451 and encodes 816 amino acids. The record is from RefSeq and is a predicted model, not a curated record. NCBI's taxonomy places the organism in Eukaryota, Metazoa, Mollusca, Bivalvia, Venerida, Veneridae.
AUGGGUGUUUUUCAUCAUAUCACACUAUAUCACCUGGUAUUUCUUAUGAGUACCCUUAACCUUUUAACGUGGAACGCGUCUGGUAUUAUGUCUAGCUCGGCGUAUUUGUGUGAAUCAUUAUCGAAACAUAGCAUAGACUUCUGUGGAAUUUCAGAACACUUCUUGUACCCACAUAAUGUUCACUUUUUACAUUCCCUGAACUCAGACUACCAGGUACAUGCAGUCUGUGAUAAAGACCACUCUUUUCCAGCUCUAAGGAAAACGGGUAAAGGAGGUGUUGCUUUAAUGUGGCAUAAACGUUAUGAUGAGUAUGUAUCUCCUUUAUGUAUAGAAGAUGAUAGAAUAGUUGGGGUUCAAUUUCAAGUGUCUGAAAACCAGUAUAUGUACAUUUUCCAAGUAUAUUUACCAUGCGUCAACCACUCGGUAAAGUUCUUUAGAGAAUAUAUAAACAAACUCUAUGAUAUAUGGUAUACAUAUAGUAGUUCGGGAACAGUCUUGUAUCUCGGGGAUUUUAAUUCGAAGUUUGAGGUCAACAGCGAUCGUACACGGGACAAGUUAUUGUGUAAAUUUUUUGCAGAUACUAACCUUUUGCCGAUUAAUUGCACAGAUAUUUGUACUGGUGCAAAUACUACGUUUGUUUCAUAUGACGGCAAAAAUCGAACUUUGAUAGAUUUUAUUUGUUUACCCAUUGAGCUUACUGAGGAUGUCGUGCGCUGUGAAAUACUUGAUGACAAUUGUUUGAAUGUGUCCACCCAUAGACCAGUUCUAUGCACCAUAAAUGUCCAGUUUCUCGGAAAUGGUCAAGAAGAUUUUACUAGAGGCGGUGAUUUGAUAAACUGGGCGAAAUGCACACCUGAACAAAUUGAUUUGUAUAAUAACACUCUGUUAUCAAAUAGUCUUUUACAAGAAAUUACAUGUAAUGAUUUUGAUCUCGACCCAGCAUCUAUUGAUCGUGACCAUGAAAUAGUAGUACGCUGUCUUGUGGACGGUGCAAAUGCGACUUUACCAAAGCGACGCCCCGUUUCUUACUUGAAACCAUAUUGGAACGACCCACUUAAGCACUGUCAUAGUGAAAUGUCAAAACUCCGAGAAGAGUGGUGUAGACAAGGACGGCCGCGUGGUCACGAGUGGUCGGCUUACACCGAAUAUAAGAACGCCAAACGUGAAUUUCGGCGCAUUCAUCGACGUCGUGUUGCGGAGCACAUGGCCGAGGAAAACGCGGAAGUUGAUCGCACUGCAGAGGUUGACCCCGUGACCUUCUGGAAAAAUACGAAUAGGCGCCGAAAACCUAGUAGAUCUUCUGCCAAUUCCGGUAUUAAAUUCAACGGUACGUUGGUCAGAGACAAAGUAAGAAUAACACAUGGUUGGCAUGGCUACUUCAAAGAGAUGUAUGCGAAUAUAGAUGAGAAUGACUAUGACAAUGUCUUUAAGACAGAGAUAUCGCAACGCCUACAUGAUAUGUUACCAAAUUUAGUUCCCGACCAGUCUGCGGUUGUAACGCCUGAACUAAUUAGUGAAAUCAUAGGCUCGUUUCCUAAAGGUAAAGCUGCGGGGCAUGAUAACGUUACUUAUGAACAUUAUAAGUACGCUAAAAGUGUUGUUUCCCCUGCAUUGGCAAAUAUUUACACUAGAAUGUUACGCUCAACGCAUGUACCAGACAGUCUCAAGCGUGGUGUGAUUAUUACUCUUCAUAAAGGAGGUAAUAAAAGAAAAGACGAUCCGGACAAUCACCGGGCUAUUACCCUAGUUCCAGUAGGUCUUAAAACAUAUGAAUCUGUUCUUAUUGCACGAUCAAAAGAUGAUAUUCUCUCUACCAUCAAUAUUCAACAAGGUGGAUUUCAGGACGGUCUCUCGUGCUUAAUGACGUCAUUCCUUUUAAGAGAAAGUAUAUAUUACGCUAGAGAGUAUGGCUCAAAAUUAUAUGUGUCAUUUUUAGACGGGCGUAAAGCUUUUGAUACUGUCUGGCAUGAUGGUUUAUUUCAUAAAUUACUAUUUGAUACAAAUAUUGACACUACAACUUUCUUAGCGUUCCGUGCUAUGUAUCAAAAUAUGACCAGUUGUGUUCGAUAUAAAGGCGUUUAUUCUGAUUGGUUCCCCGUACUUCGUGGCACAAGGCAGGGAGGAAAAAGUUCCCCGAUCCUAUAUUUACUGCAACUGAUGAAAAUUGUUUCUCGUCAAGUGUCUAGAAAAUACACUACGGAAUGCUCCAACUGCAAAAGAGUAUGUGAAAACAUUGUUGAACACCUAGUGUGCUUUUGCCCAAAUAAGGAUUCUGAGAGAUCUAAAUUGUGGGAUUGUUUAAUUGAUAAGUGGGGAUAUGAAGGUUAUCAAUCUUUUAUUGAUAUGUCGCCCUCAGAUCAAUGUGAUAAACUUAUACAAGUAUCCGUGUUGUGCUCAAUGAACGGAUUUAUCAACCAUGCACUUGCCUAUAGACUAUGCUUACUUGUUUAA